AUGUCAAUAUUACAAUUUAAAGAGUUUAGUAGUUUUAUAAAUAUAUCAUUCUGGAAUGAACUAGCACAAAAGAAGUUGAAUAUAUUCAAGUUGAGUGAUGCACCAGUCAACAUAUCUGCAUUCUACACUUACUCUUCGUCUGCUCAACUAGACCCAUUCCUUUCAAUAGAGUACAACUCUUUUCUACCUCUAACAAGCUCCAACGAAGGUGACUCUUUGUACAAGUUACCACCAAAAUCAUAUCUUUCAAAUGGUAUCAUUUACAAUUACAACACCAAAGAAGAUUUUAAACAAGCUCCAAAACAAAAAAUCUUUGAAGAUGUUUCUUUAAAUAUUUGGAAUGAUAUUAAAAAUGGAAAUGUUGAAAGAGAUUCAUCAUUGUUAUCAAGAUUCUUGAUACUUACAUUUGCAGAUAUUAAGAACCAUCAAUUCUACUAUUUGGUUGGUGUACCUGCUUUAUCGUUCGAGUCACCAAUUACACUUCGAUCACCUGUACAACCAAUCAAUGAAUACUUUACAUCAAACCAAGUGGCUUCGUUAAAAGGUCAACUUGUUGGUUCUCAACAACAAUUCUUUUUGAUUCGUAAAGAGGGACAAGAUAGUGUAGAGGUUGCAUCACUUGACAAAUGGUCAUCGUUUGUUGACGAGGCCAAGAAUGGUACUCUUAUCGUUGGAUUUAGUGAUCCCUGUUCGUUACCAUCUAACCCAGGUUGGCCACUCCGUAACUUUUUGUAUUAUAUUGGGUUCAAACAAAUCAAGGAUGUUGAUGUUGUCUGUAUAAGAGAUGUCAAGGGACAAUCUAUCGAUACUUCCAUUGUAUUGCAAUUGGCUUUACCUGAAACACCAACAGAAUGGAGUAAAAAGAGUGUUGGUUGGGAAAAAGAUCCAAAUGGUAAAAUAUUACCAAGAUUGAUUUCUUUAGCUUCAACUAUGGAUCCUUUAAAGUUGGCAACUCAAUCUGUAGAUUUGAAUUUAAAGUUGAUGAGAUGGCGUAUCAUGCCAUCACUUGAUUUGGAAUUAAUUCAAAAUACCAAAUGUUUAUUAUUGGGCUCUGGUACUUUAGGUUGUAAUGUUGCAAGAUGUUUAUUGUCAUGGGGAGUUAGAAAUAUAACAUUUGUAGAUAGUGGAAAGGUAUCUUAUAGUAAUCCAGUUCGUCAAUCUUUAUUUAAUUUUGAAGAUUGUACAGGUGCAAAGGGUAAAGAUAAAGCACCAGCCGCCGCAGAGAAUUUAAAGAAAGUAUUCCCAGCCGUUAAUGCAAAUAGUGAAAUAUUAUCAAUUCCAAUGCCAGGUCAUAGUGUUGCAGAAGGAUUAAAAGAUGAAGUGAAAGCAGUUUAUGAUAAAUUGGUUGAUUUGAUUCAACAACAUGAUGUUAUCUUUUUGUUGACUGAUUCGAGAGAGAGCAGAUGGUUACCAACGGUUCUUGGUAGAUUACACAACAAAUUGGUGAUCAACUCUGCACUUGGCUUUGACACCUUUUUAGUUGGCAGACAUGGAUCUCGUGUACCAAAUGCCAAUGAAAAGGAAGGGUCUGAAGGUGUCGACUUGGGAUGCUAUUUCUGUAACGAUGUCAUUGCACCAACCGACACACUCAAGGACAGAACACUCGAUCAACAAUGCACCGUCACUAGACCCGGUCUGUCAUUUGUUGCCUCUUCAAUGGCCGUCGAGUUGAUGGUGUCUGUUUUACAUCACCCACUUCAAGGCCGUGCACCAGCCGAAACCGACCAAGACAUUCAUAGCGGUUCGUCCACCCCUCUGGGUAUCCUCCCACACCAAUUGCGUGGGUUCCUUAGUCACUUUUCAGCUCUACCAGUGUACAGCACCGCUUACAAGAACUGCACUGCCUGUUCCAAUGGCGUUGUCGACGAAUUGGAGAAACGUGGCUUUGAUUUUGUUCACGAGGUUCUCAAUGACUCAUCAUGUCUCACCAAAUAUGCUGGCAUUGAUCAAUAUGAAGAUGCUGGAGUUACCAUUGAAUGGGAUGAGGAUUUCAGUGGUGAUGACGAGGAUCUCUAG
Molecule: messenger RNA, 2016 nt
Organism: Cavenderia fasciculata
Lineage: Eukaryota; Evosea; Eumycetozoa; Acytosteliales; Cavenderiaceae
Gene: atg7
Product: autophagy protein 7
Exons: 5
Coding region: 1-2016 (671 amino acids)
Biological process (GO): cellular response to nitrogen starvation; piecemeal microautophagy of the nucleus; C-terminal protein lipidation
Cellular component (GO): phagophore assembly site; cytoplasm
Molecular function (GO): Atg8 activating enzyme activity; Atg12 activating enzyme activity
Source: RefSeq, a predicted model, not a curated record